AUGGCUUCACGUAUACGUGAACGUGCUAAUUUAUGGUUAUUAGCUACUAUCAUAGCUAAUAUUUUAGAUAAUAAAAAUAAUUUGUUAAAUACAUUUCUUAGCCGAGUAAAACUAAAACGUAUGAGACUUGAUAAUAAUGAUGAAAUUGAUGUAGAAAUUGUCGAUAUUUAUCAUCCUCAUAUUGAAGAUGCAUUUAAUGAAAGUUUAAUAUAUAUUCAACCACAAUCAAUUAUUUCAAUUCCUAUAGGACACGAAAUUCAAGCAAAACCAGAAUUAAUUGAUGCUCCUUUAUUAAAAGAUAUUCGAAAUUCAUUAGGAAAUUGUGAAUAUAAUAAUGAUAUCUUACGAUAUUUAUGGAAAACAAUUCUAACUAUUAGAAUUAAUACAACAUCAUGUCUUGGACUUUUUAAAGAAAUGUUGAUGGAUCAGACAUUACAUGGAAAUGAUUUAUCAAAAAAUAUUUUUUUUACUGCACCUAUUAAUCCAAAUAUUAUAUCUAAUGAUGAUAAUAUUGUUCAUAGACGAGAUUUUCUUGUAUAUCAAUUACCAUAA
Adineta steineri is the source of this 552-nucleotide messenger RNA. NCBI's taxonomy places the organism in Eukaryota, Metazoa, Rotifera, Eurotatoria, Adinetida, Adinetidae. The record is from the annotation of a GenBank genome assembly.